CGCUUGUUGGCCAUAAGUCGAAUUUAGUGCAACGGCAACUCUUGAACGGUACUGUUGGCUUGCGGAGUUUGGUUUUCACACACUGAAUCCGCCAAAUACGAAGGUAACCUGUUAGAUACGUUUAACCGAAUUACCAACAGCAGCGCCAAUAAUAAAUAAUUACAACAACAACACACAAAUAUACCGACCGACGACAAGCGAGACGGCGAAAUAAACUGCAUACCUCAAGUACAACAACAACAACAACAGCAACAUCAGAUACAACAACAAGUAGCCCCUAAAAGCAUUGCCGCCAAAAUGCUUCCGUUCCGGCAUGGAACGGCCUGGCGAGCGCUCUUUUUACUUUGCGUGCUCUCCUAUUUUAUAAAUGUCGCGAGCUCCGAAGGCCGAGUUGUUUGCUACUACACAAAUUGGAGUGUUUAUCGACCGGGUACUGCGAAAUUCAAUCCACAGAACAUCAAUCCAUAUUUGUGCACACAUUUAAUCUAUGCAUUCGGUGGAUUCACGAAGGACAAUCAAAUGAAGCCGUUCGACAAGUACCAAGACAUAGAACAGGGUGGCUAUGCAAAAUUCACCGGGCUCAAAACGUACAACAAGCAAUUGAAGACAAUGAUUGCAAUUGGCGGCUGGAAUGAAGCCUCUUCACGUUUCUCACCAUUGGUGGCCAAUCCCGAACGGCGUCAGCAAUUCAUUAAGAACAUCUUGAAGUUCUUGCGACAAAAUCACUUUGAUGGUAUCGAUUUGGAUUGGGAAUAUCCGGCACAUCGUGAAGGUGGCAAAUCGCGUGAUCGCGAUAACUAUGCUGAAUUUGUGCGUGAAUUGAGAGCGGAAUUCGAACGUGAAUCGGAGAAAACUGGACGUACAAGGUUGCUGCUUACAAUGGCUGUUCCUGCGGGUAUUGAGUACAUUGACAAGGGAUACGAUGUGCCCAAGUUGAAUAAGUAUCUGGAUUGGUUCAAUGUGUUGACCUACGAUUUCCAUUCGUCGCAUGAGCCAUCGGUUAAUCAUCAUGCGCCCCUCUACUCUUUGGAGGAUGAUUCCGAGUACAAUUACGAUGCCGAGUUGAAUAUCGACUACUCCAUCAAGUACUAUUUGAAGGCUGGCGCUGAUCGCGACAAGUUGGUGUUGGGUAUUCCCACCUAUGGACGGUCUUACACGCUCAUCAACGAGGAAAGUACUGAGCUUGGCGCCCCAUCUGAGGGACCCGGCGAACAGGGCGAUGCGACCCGCGAGAAGGGAUAUUUGGCUUACUACGAGAUUUGUCAAACACUCAAAGACGAUCCAGAUUGGACUGUAGUGCAGCCGAAUGAAAAUGUGAUGGGUCCGUAUGCGUAUAGACGCAACCAAUGGGUUGGCUACGAUGAUGAAGCGAUUGUCCGCAAAAAGGCCGAGUAUGUGGUUGCGCAUGGACUGGGAGGUAUUAUGUUCUGGGCCAUUGACAACGAUGAUUUCCGUGGCGCGUGUAGCGGCAAACCGUAUCCGCUGAUUGAGGCUGCCAAGGAGGCAAUGCUCGAGGCGUUUGGACUGGGCAUCAAUGAGGUGGGUAAACCAAGCAGUCCACAGAAGCCAUCACGCUCGCGAGGUCGCGACCGCAAUCAACUAACCUCCAAGCCCGACUCAGGUGCCAGCAGACAGUCUGCCACUCGCCGACCAGCUGUCAGCAGUACAACGACAGUGACACCGCGGAGCACAGCCGCAAUUCGACUAACUGAAGCCGAGGGCUCAUCUCUGUACAUUGGUGGACGUGGCUCGACGACACCUGCACCACCGACUACACCGGAUCCUGGUUCGGACUUCAAGUGUGAAGAGGAGGGCUUCUUCCAGCAUCCUCGCGACUGCAAGAAAUACUAUUGGUGCUUGGAUAGCGGUCCAUCUGGACUGGGAAUUGUUGGACAUCAGUUCACUUGUCCAUCGGGAUUGUAUUUCAAUCCUGCUGCCGAUUCAUGCGAUUUUGCUCGUAAUGUGCCAUGCAAAACAAAGAAAUCGACGACAUCGCCUCCAAUUACCACAACAACAGCUAAGACGACGACAACAACAACCAGGCGACCAGCAAGCAACCAGAAUCGCGUGACAGCAGCGCCAGUGGCACGUCCAAUUUAUCCACGCGUCUCGAGCACAACAAGCACCACAACAACCACAACGAGCACUACAACGACAGCUGCACCAGAGGUGAUUGAAUACGACGAAGAGGACGGCAAUGAGGAGCACUCGGCCAACAGGUUCAACGAUGCUGAAGAGGAUCCACAAGUGAUUAAGGAGCUCAUCGAUCUGAUCCGAAAGGUCGGCGGAGUCGAGAAACUCGAGAAGCACUUGUUGCAAAACAAAGAUGGCUCCAUUACGCUCAAGGAGCACUCGGCCUCUGUCUCUGGCAACGGAGCACCCACAACACCCUCAACGAUCAGCAAAUCACUAUACGAUCGUGUCCUGAAACGUCCUGGCACCUUCAGUGCGUUCACACGCAAUCGUGUGCAAGUCACCGAGAAAACCGAAUCGAGCAAAACUAUUAACAAUGCAGGUGCGGAGAGCAGCGGCGAAGGCAACUCACAAUCGCAAUCAAGCUACUCGAAGUACUCGUCGGUGGUGCGCGGCAACAGUCGCCAGGGACCACAAAACGAGGGCAUCGACAAGAUUGCCGAGUCCGAGGGCUUCCUUAAGGAACGCAAACAGUACGUGACCAUCAAUCGCAAUCGUGGUGUCAAUCGUGAGGAGCAUGACACUGAGCUGACCGCCAACAAUGAGACUGAUGACGAGGAGCUCGAUGUGUCACAACCUGAGACGACCACAAGGCGUUCGUUGAGCGCUGCAACGCCAUCGUAUACAAGCUUGAGACGCGCACGUCCGAGCACAACUACGAAGCCAGCACCGCUCGAAUCCGAGUCAGAAGAGGAGCAGGAAGAGGAACGUCGUACUGUCGUCAAGGAGCAGCAGACGCAGACCAAGCAUUAUGCCACAUUGAGUCGCACACGUGGACGCACAACGGAACGAUCGGAUAUCGGUGAAUCUGAGGGAUCUGGUGUGUCAGUUAGUUCAACAACAAACAGAUACAAAUACGUUGAAAGGACGCGGCCAACGACGAGCAGCAGCGGUUCAAGGAAUGCGGUGUCCGAUGCCAUUGACGAUGAGGCUGAUGAAGAUGACGAGGAGGAAUACGAGGAUGAUUCACAGCAGAAAAAUGUAAAGUUCCAAAGAAAUCAAUUCACCACAAGCACAACACCAGCAACAACAAAUACACGUAAAUACGCGAGCAUCGGCCGCAGAACCACAACAACAACAACAACACCAGAAACAACAACCACAACAGCAACCGGCACUGAGACUGCCAAGGCGAGCACCGACACCGACACCAAAAACACCAACAACAACCGCCGCAACAACAACAACCACAACAACAACAAUGUGAAAACUAACAACGUACCAUCAGCAGCACAAAUAAUCACCCAAGAACCCGAAACAACAGCAACAACAACUACAAUCACUAACGAAACCACUGAACCAAUUGAUAAACCAAACACUAGAAUAACGCUCACAACGAGCGCUACUAACAUUGAUACCACCACUGCAACCACCACAACCACCUCACCACCCACACCCACACCCACAACCACACCCACACCUACACCCACAAUUUUACCCACUAUCCAAACACCAACAACCAGCAUCAAUUCAUUGGAGUUGGCCGAUGGCAUUAACGAUUUAUUCGAGCCACAAUUGACAACACUGUCGCCAGCCAAUGUUGAUGAUUCUUUCCCUAACACAAAUAACAACCGACUUAAUAACCUAGCACAAGUUGCUUCUACAACCACGACGGAGUCCGAACAACAGGCAACAAGGACAACAACAACAACUACGGACAAGAGUGACAGCAACAACGAGAACGAGAACGAUUACAAGAACAAUAUUGAUAGUGAGGUAACAACAACAACAACAAUCAAAACGCCAUAUAAACGCAUAAGAACGAACAUCAACAACCAGAACAACAACAGAAACAUCAACAAGAUCAACAAUGAUAAUAUUAAUAACAAUAAUGCAGAAGCAGUCAACGAAGCUAGUCCCAAUGUUGGUAACUCGAAAGGUUUGAGUAGCGUUAAUCCUAGUGUAAAUAGCAUAAGAACCAACUACUCCGGUAGAAGGCAACCACAAAGAACAUCCCAACUUGAACUGACAACAACCACAACAACUGAGCUACCUAGCAUUUCUAGUCCAAGACCUUUCGGUUAUCCCAGACGUCGAACACGUCCUGUAGCAACUAAAACCCAAACCCAAACCGCACAAUCCACAAGCACAACCACAAACAACAACACCACCACCACCACCAACAGCACUGUCAACGUCAACGAGAACGAUAACAACGAGAACAAGACUUUAACGGACGUAGCUAAAACACGAACACGUUUAUCACAAGUGGAUAGGCCCAAGAAUCGGUAUCAAUUGAGCCGCACUCGAGGCAGCGGCAGCACGACCUCAAGAACAACAACAACAACAACCACAACCACAGCACCACCAACAGCACGUCGCUUUGCAUUUGGUACACGCAGCCGCACACAGGUAACUAAACUAGCCACACGUGAUCCGCAGACAAACGAUGAAUCCGAUGAAGAAGAAGAUGGUGAAGAGGGCGAAGCCGAUAGCGGAGAAGAUCAAGAAGAUGCCGCGACUGAGACAACAACCGCUAAAAUAACACUCACAGCAACAACAACGACAACCACAACAGCUCCACCAACAGCAACAAAGCCAACACUUAAACGCGUGCGCGUAAUCAAAUAUCGACGACCGCUGCAGUCGAUCGAUAGUAACGAUAGCGAUAACGAUAGUACAAAAAGCACCACUAAUAGCGUCGCCACUCGCACACACACUGAAUCACAAAACACAAAUACAACCACAGCCACAACAACGACAACAACAACUAUCCUUAAUAGCGAGAGCAACAACAAUGGCACAACGCGUAAACGUUUCCGUAAAAUUGUACGCAAGCUGCGACCCGUUGAUGUUGCACAAGCCACAACUGUUGAGCCCGAGAUCAAGGUCAAAACCGAUCAAGAUCAGCAUGCUGUUUCAGGUUCAGAGACUACAACAACGACACGCAAACCGUUCCAUCCAAGUCGAUCACGUUUCGAAAGCUCCCAAAAGCAGGAGUCGGACGAGAAGGAGGUGAGUGAUGAUGACGUUGAUGUUGAUGUUGAGCAGAACAAAGUGCUGUUGCCCCAGCGACGACCAAACGAUUUGCAGAGUCUGCGCAAUCGCCUCAAGGCGCAGCAAGCUCAGGGCGAGGGCACCGAUGGUGUCAUCAGCACCCGACUGACGGGUGGUAAAUCGAAUGAAGCCGCUCACACAGGAGAGGAGUCGGAAUUGCAAAAACUACGCGACAAGGUGAAGGCUGAGCAGGCACGUGGCAGUGGGGAGCAGGGUGUGAUCAAUGAUCGUCUAAAGAAGGUGCUGGCCGAGAAGAAUGCCAACGCUGCUGAUAGACCUGAAACGUCAACAAGGGCAGGACUAACCCUUGGCACAGGUUCGUCACCACGUCCAUUCUUCCGACGCAAGCUGGUGGCAAAGCGACCAGUCGCCACCAUUAGCACCAUCAAUAGCACACGAUCGACAACUACGACAGCAACUUACAAGCGCCGCAAGAACGGACGUUUCGAUCCCUUCAACUCUAGUGUGCAGAACAAGGGUGAGGGCUUUGUGCGCACCGAUCCCCGAGGACGACUCGAUGCCAAUCGCUUCAAGCAACAGCAGCAGCAACAGGAAGAAGAUGGCGAUGAUGAUGAUGAGGAUGAGGAUGAUGAUUCAUACGAAGCGCAACAAGAGCUGCCACAGACCCAAGUGAAUGUUAGGCCAGCACUCGCCAAUCAGGAGAUUGUGCGUCGACCAUUUGUGCCCAUAAAGAAGCUACCACAACCGCCAGUUCGUCAGACCGAGGAGAGCCAAGAAGAGGACGAUGAUGAGGACGAUAACGAGGACGAUGAGGAAGACGAAGGUGAAGAUGACAAUGAAGACGAGCAAGUGGAAAAACAAAGCCAAGCCCCUCACUCCAGCCAGGAGCUCGACAGCAGCACCAAUCAGCCCAAAUCGAAUUCUCCCUAUCGCCCUAAUCGUGUGCUGCCCGGCAGUCGACCCAAUAUCGCCCCAACUGCUGGCGGCAAUGCUGGCAAUGUGCCAUACAAUUCACGUAACCGCAACGCUUCCAGUUCCUCUGCCAAUUCCUCUAGCUCCACCUCGUCGUCGUCGUCGACGCCAGCCAAUCGCUUUGGUAGUAGCAACCGACCACGCGUCGUGAAUCGUCCGCUGGGCGUUGCAACACCAAAUCUAACGUUGCGUCCGGUGGCCAACAAUUAUGAGCGCACCACACCGUUGACACCGCUGAAACCGGCGCCAUUUAUACCGAGCAAUACGCGCAGCUAUGAGCGCAAAUACACAGGUCCAUCGACAGAGACACCGGAGAUAUCUCUAGAGAAUUCUCUGAUCGAGGACUUGAACAUUGAUGCGCUCAAUGCGCGCAACAAGAAGAUCUUUGAUAUACACAGCAAGAAGCACACAACGCUUAAGCCAAAGGUAGCAACGAAAGAGGCAGAGACAGAGCAAGAGGCAGGAGCAGAGGCAGAGGUGGUCAAUAAGCAACAGCAGCAACUGUUGGAAGAGAAUCAGGGAUAUGUGACAACCACACCAAGCACACCAACAGAAACAACAACAACAUCUCCAAAUCCAACUCAGAUAACACAACAGUCAACAGACACAACAGUCACAAACACUGAAACCGAAACAACUAUCGAUUCUAUCGAUAACGAUACCGCACAGCCACCAACAAACGUGUUCAAUGCCAAUGCUAAUGAAGCCACAAACAUCUCUUCACUCUUCACACAGAACCACAGAUCGCCAGCAUCAGCAUUAUCCUCAACCACCUCACCACCGCCCCCGGCAACAACAUUGCUGCACGUGUUCACCCUGCUCGACGGCGAGACGAACGAUGGGGACGACCACGAGCCAACGGGUCGUCCUGCCACUACCAGCAAAAACCGCCACAAGAUCACCGCUUCUGUUGAGCCAAAGCACAAACUGAUCGAGAUCAAUCGCAUUGUUGAGAUCAACUCGAAGCAGGCACGUCUCGCUCAACGCAAGUCGAAAGCAAAUCAAGAGUUUAGUCCCGGCAUUUUGCGUGUCGAAUCGCUGCCGCAUGUCGAGCAGCUGGGUGAGAUUAGUGUGGUGAAAUAUGUACAUCUGGUCGAUGGCAGUGAUAUACAAGUGAACGAUGGUCACAGCACCGUUGCCGAUUACACGCCCACUGAAUCGAUAAUACCCAAGAGCGUCAGUUCAUCGGCGCCGGUUCGCAAUAGUCUGCCCGAGACGGAGAGCAGCAGUGUGGGAGACAGCGAUAGCGAGCGCAAUGGUAAAUCCUUAUUGCCGGAGGUGAUACGUGAGGCAUUCGAGACAUCGACGAUCUCGUUGGAAGGUCUGUUUGAUUCGGCGCGCAAGGCGAAACUGCUCAACAUCAACAACAACAUUAACGGCAACAGCAAUAGCAACAGCAACAGUGAGGAUGAGGAAGUGAAAAGCAGCACGAUACACCAGGAACUGGAAAAGGAGCAGGAACAGCAACAGCAACAGCAACAGGAUAGCACAGAGACAGCGAUACCAGCAACAUACCUGCGAACACCAACUGCAACCACAACUACAACAGCAACAGCAACGACGACGACGACGGCAACAGCAACAGCAGCGCUGACUUCAACUGCGACAGCAACAGUGUCGCGACGUCCGGUGUUGAGCGUGCGCAGGCGCAUAAUAAACACGCCAGUUGCAAAGUCAGAGGCAACCACGCAGCCAACAGACGAGUUGCUAACGACGACCUCCAAUAAAUAUAUUCGCCGUGGUAGUAAGCACUCGACAGCAGCAGCAGCAGCAGUAGCAGCGACGGCAGCAGCAACAACAACAACGACACCAGCAACAUCAACCAGCAACAUUCAUCUGAGCAAACUGAAGACGCAAAGCUCGUCAGCAACUAUUUACAGCAACAACAACAACAACAACGGCAGUAGUGUUGGCAACAUCAAUGUUGAUAGCACACAACAGCAACAAAAGCAACACAAAUUCCAGGCGGCGAGUUUUGCGCUUCGUCGUCAAUUUCAAACACGACGUUUAACAACAACAGCGUCCCCAGCAAACAACGAUGAGAGCUCCACGGAGGUGCCGCGAACACAGAAUCCGCUCUUCAAGCGAAGACUCGCGCUGACAUCCACGGCACAACCGCCACGUACAACAACAAUAGCUCCAGAAAUAACAACUGAUUUUGGCAUUGAUAACGAUGGCGAUCAGGUGGCCAAGUCGAGCAUACAAUCGAGUCAAUUUAAUCAGAUUCCGGAGCAAGUGAGACCAGCAAGCAUUAGCACAACGGCACCGCACUUUACGGUCAACAAUAGUACGCGUCGUCAACUAAUUGCUCGUCCACGUAGGCCACAAUCUGUGACGAGCACAACGACCGCAGCACCGGAAUUCGCGCCGCCUUUGUCCCGUCGCCAACAGAGUCGUCGUCGUCCGCACAAAUACAUCGAGGUGUACAAUCGGCCGCCAGGUAAGCCGGCGCUCACCACUCCACUUCCAGCUCCGACUAAUCCAGCGGCUAUUCGACGAUCGAGUGCCUACAACGAUUACACUGAUGAUAGCCAGCCGCAAUUGAGAAAAAAGUCGAAGCAACAACCACAGUCACCGCCCAAGGUGGUUUUACAUGGGCGUGGCAUUAUCGAAUGCCUGGAUGAGGGCAACUUUCCGCAUCCAAACAGCUGUCGCAAGUUCAUAUCCUGUGCCAAAUUCGUGGAGACUGGCGGCAUCGUCGGAUGGGAGUACACCUGUCCCAAGGGGCUUGGCUACGACAGCUUCAGCGGCAUGUGCACAUAUGUGACAACUAGCGAUGGCAAAGCCUGUCGAGAUUAAAUAUUAAAUAGCAUCAAUUUGGAGUGUUUUUUUUUUCGUAUAUUGCGCUGAUGCCCAUGAAGAUUUUGUGAUUAUUUAAGUGAAGCUUGCAAAAUUUAUUAAA
This is a messenger RNA of Drosophila albomicans, 9025 nucleotides long. RefSeq lists its product as uncharacterized. The record is from RefSeq and is a predicted model, not a curated record. The coding region runs from base 298 to 8922 and encodes 2874 amino acids. Lineage: Eukaryota; Metazoa; Arthropoda; Insecta; Diptera; Drosophilidae. Gene Ontology annotation, molecular function: chitinase activity; chitin binding. The transcript is spliced from 14 exons. Gene Ontology annotation, biological process: chitin catabolic process; carbohydrate metabolic process. Gene Ontology annotation, cellular component: extracellular region.